Nymphaea colorata (pocket water lily) is the source of this 3396-nucleotide messenger RNA. Its product is annotated as cellulose synthase A catalytic subunit 4 [UDP-forming]. Gene Ontology annotation, cellular component: trans-Golgi network; plasma membrane. Gene Ontology annotation, molecular function: cellulose synthase (UDP-forming) activity. Lineage: Eukaryota; Viridiplantae; Streptophyta; Magnoliopsida; Nymphaeales; Nymphaeaceae. The transcript has 12 exons. Bases 43 to 3216 code for a protein of 1057 amino acids. Gene Ontology annotation, biological process: cellulose biosynthetic process; plant-type primary cell wall biogenesis. The record is from RefSeq and is a predicted model, not a curated record.
AGCCAAUAUGCCACCACCAAGCCCCUCGUCCUCUCACAGGCCAUGGCUUCCACCAACCUUCCAUUUGUUGCAGCAUCACCUGGAAGAGACGACCUGCAUGCCUUCCACAGCCAUGAUCAAGGGACGGUGGUGGGGAAUUCAUCAUCAACGGCAUGUAGGAUUUGUGGUGACGAGAUCGGCCGGAAUGAAAAUGGAGAGAUGUUUGUGGCUUGCCGGCAAUGCGGCUUCCCGGUAUGCCGUCCUUGCUAUGAAUAUGAAAGGAGGGAAGGCAACCAGACUUGUCCCAAAUGCCAUGCCCGCUACAAGCGCCACAAAGGGAGCCCACGAGUUGAAGGCGAUGAAGAGGACGAUGUCGAUUAUAAUGACUUGGAAGAUGAAUUUCAGAUUAAGAACACCAAAGAAGCACAUGAACUACACCAAUCUUCACCUUUUACUCAAUCGGGAAAUGGAGAUCAUCAUGCCCCGCUGUGGCAGCCCACUCGUGGUGCCUUUUCAUCCAUUGCUGGGAGCAUUGUAAGCAAGGACUUCGAGGGGGAGAAGGAGAUGUAUGGGAAUGCAGAGUGGGAGGAGAGGGUGGAGAAGUGGAAAGCGCGCCAAGAGAAGAAGGGAUCGUCGGUGCAUCACGACGGCAAAACCGGCGAUGAUCCAGUGGAUGCAGAUGACUACUUGAUAGCUGAAGCCCGUCAGCCUAUGUGGAGAAAGGUCCCAGUUCCGUCAAGGUUGGUCAACCCGUACCGAAUCGUGAUCGUGCUCCGGCUCGUGAUCCUCUGCUUCUUUUUCCGGUUCCGGAUCCUCAACCCGGCCAAGGAUGCAUACGCCCUCUGGCUUAUUUCCAUCAUUUGUGAGAUCUGGUUCGCGCUCUCAUGGAUCUUGGAUCAGUUCCCCAAAUGGUUCCCGAUCAACCGGGAAACCUACCUGGACCGGCUGACGGCUCGGUAUGAGCAGGAAGGCGAACCGGACCGGCUCGCAGCGGUGGACGUCUUCGUGAGCACGGUGGACCCGAGCAAGGAGCCACCGCUGAUCACAGCCAACACGGUGCUGUCCAUACUGGGCGUUGACUACCCGGUUCAGAAGGUGAGCUGCUACGUCUCGGACGACGGAGCGUCCAUGCUGCUGUUCGAUACGCUGUCCGAGACGGCCGAGUUCGCAAGGAGGUGGGUGCCGUUCUGCAAGAAGUUCAGCAUAGAGCCGCGGGCCCCGGAGUUUUAUUUCUCCCAAAAGAUCGACUAUCUUAAGGAUAAGGUCCAGCCCACAUUCGUCAAGGAGCGGAGGGCCAUGAAGCGAGAAUAUGAAGAGUUCAAGGUGAGGAUCAACGCAUUGGUGGCCAAGUCCCAGAAAGCGCCGGAAGAGGGCUGGGUGAUGCAGGAUGGCACUCCAUGGCCCGGAAACAACACCAGAGACCACCCUGGAAUGAUCCAAGUUCAUCUGGGAAGCGAAGGUGCGCGUGACAUAGAUGGGAAUGAGCUCCCUAGACUAGUGUAUGUGUCGCGAGAGAAGCGACCCGGCUACCAACAUCAUAAGAAGGCUGGUGCUAUGAAUGCACUGGUUCGAGUUUCAGCAGUGCUCACAAACUCACCCUUCAUGCUCAAUCUUGACUGCGAUCACUACAUAAACAACAGCAAGGCAGUGAGGGAAGCCAUGUGCUUCUUAAUGGAUCCCCAACUGGGGAAGAAACUUUGCUAUGUUCAGUUUCCCCAAAGAUUCGAUGGGAUCGAUCUUCACGAUCGAUACGCAAAUCGCAACAUCGUCUUCUUUGAUAUCAACAUGAGAGGUCUUGAUGGAAUUCAAGGACCUGUUUAUGUAGGUACAGGAUGUGUGUUCAAUCGCCAGGCUCUAUAUGGCUAUGAACCCCCUGUCUCAGAGAAGCCUCCCAAGAUGACAUGUGACUGCUGGCCUUCAUGGUGCUGUUGCUGCUGUUGCUUCACCAAAUCAAGAAGAAAGACCAAGGCCAAGGCCAAGUCCAAAAAAUUAGGAGGCCUCUUGGGACUGUUUGGAAGGAAGAAGAAGAAGGCCAUUUCCAAGUUCUCCAGAAGAAGAGAGAAAUUCAUACAGCUUGAAGAGAUUGAGGAAGGGCUUGAAGGGUAUGAAGAACUCGAAAAAUCGUCAUUGAUGUCGCAGAAGAACUUUGAGAAGAGAUUCGGCCAGUCGCCUGUUUUCAUCGCUUCGACUCUCAUGGAAGAUGGAGGCAUUCCGGCCGGCACCAACCCCAGUUCACUCAUAAAGGAAGCUAUUCAUGUCAUCAGCUGUGGCUAUGAGGAGAAAACAGAGUGGGGCAAAGAGAUUGGCUGGAUAUAUGGAUCAGUAACAGAGGAUAUAUUGACUGGAUUCAAGAUGCAUUGUAGGGGAUGGAAGUCAGUUUAUUGCAUGCCUUCAAGGGCUGCAUUUAAGGGUUCUGCGCCCAUCAACCUGUCAGAUAGGCUGCACCAAGUCCUUAGGUGGGCGCUGGGCUCGGUGGAAAUCUUCCUCAGCAGGCAUUGCCCACUGUGGUAUGGUUAUGGUGGCAACCUCAAAUGGCUGGAGCGCUUGGCCUACAUCAACACCAUCGUCUACCCUUUCACAUCCAUCCCCCUACUCGCCUACUGCACCAUUCCAGCAGUAUGCCUUCUCACAGGAAAAUUCAUCAUCCCAACGCUUACUAGCUUUGCUAGCUUGUGGUUCAUUGGGCUUUUCCUCUCCAUCAUAGCCACUGGAGUGCUGGAACUUCGGUGGAGCAAAGUAAGCAUCCAAGAUUGGUGGCGAAAUGAGCAAUUCUGGGUGAUUGGUGGCGUCUCUGCACACCUCUUCGCAGUCUUCCAGGGCUUACUCAAGGUGCUAGGAGGUGUGGAUACAAACUUCACAGUUACAGCAAAAGCAUCUGGUGACGAAGACGAGUUUGGAGAGCUUUACCUCUUCAAGUGGACUACUCUGCUGAUCCCGCCGACGACCUUGAUCAUCCUGAACAUGGUUGGAGUUGUUGCAGGUGUUGCAGAUGCCAUUAACAAUGGGUACAGCUCCUGGGGACCCCUGUUUGGGAAGCUCUUCUUCGCCUUCUGGGUCAUAGUUCACCUGUACCCUUUCCUCAAGGGGCUCAUGGGCAGGCAGAACAGGACUCCUACCAUUGUUGUCCUGUGGUCUGUUCUCUUGGCAUCGAUCUUCUCUCUGGUUUGGGUCCGCAUUGACCCCUUCCUGCCCAAGCAAGAAGGCCCCAUUCUCAGACAGUGUGGUGUUGAGUGUUAGGUAGUCUCUCAAGAGAAAGAGACCGCUUCUUUUUGCUUCGCUCCAUUGCAGCUUCUAUUGUCACUCAUGGUGAGGAUGAUCAUCAGCUUUUUUCCACUUUUUUGGGCACCUGGCCAUGCUAUUAAUGUAAUACAAUGCGAAAUUUACUUAUUCAAAUGCAAGUAAAUUGGUACUUGACUA